Messenger RNA from Stylophora pistillata, 5381 nucleotides. Its product is annotated as atrial natriuretic peptide receptor 1. Gene Ontology annotation, biological process: protein phosphorylation; intracellular signal transduction; cGMP biosynthetic process. Gene Ontology annotation, cellular component: plasma membrane. Lineage: Eukaryota; Metazoa; Cnidaria; Anthozoa; Scleractinia; Pocilloporidae. Gene Ontology annotation, molecular function: ATP binding; guanylate cyclase activity; adenylate cyclase activity. The record is from RefSeq and is a predicted model, not a curated record.
GAUUGUAUGCGAAGGAUUGGCAGUGACCGUAAACGCAAACACAAACCGCAUUGUAGAUGUGUACGUAUCAUUAAUUUGCUAAUAACCCCUUGAAAGUUGCUUUAACAGGGAAACUUUUCAUCGUAAACAAAUGGAAGGCUUCUAGGAUAAAGAUAUCUUCACCAUUUAAAAGAAACAUCGAGGAAACGUCAGAAAAUGAUCUGAUACUAUCGCCUGGAGCAAUUUCCAAUAGUUCAACGAAGAAGCAGGGAGCUGAUUACCAUGCAGACGUUAUUUGGAUGUCUUCAACAGUUUCUUCUUAUUCUUGCCGUCACAUCUCCGGUAUUUGGAGAUAAUUUUACCCUGGGUUUGCUCGUACCUUUAACGAAUCCAAAGGGUUCUUUCAAGGGAAAACUCUUCGCUCCCGCCAUUGCAAGCGCCGUGGAUGACGUCAAUAACUCAUCCGACCUCCUUGCCGGCCACCAUCUGUCUUAUAUCUGGAAUGAUACCGAGUGUAAAGAAACUAAGUCACUGCAAGCUCUGUCUCACUUGAUAAACGAGAGGAAGGUGUCUGCAAUUAUAGGUCCUGGAUGUUCUUGUCAAUAUGAAGCAAGAUAUGCCAGUGCAGUGGACGUUCCAAUGAUAUCAUACAUGUGCAACGAACCGCUGACAGCGCUUCUUGAAAAGGAGAAAUACGCAACAUUUGCGGAGACGGUCAUCAAAGUGGAGGGGCAUAAACUAGCUAGAGGACUCAUUAAAUUGUUCCAAAAGUUUCACUGGUCAGAGGUGGCCAUACUGUAUGAAAAUGCUACCAGUUAUGUCAACAUGAAGAAGGUCGUGGUGCGUGAAUUUACGAGUAACGGUAUUAAUGUGCUUACAGAGAAAGAACUUCUCAGUGACGCAUGCUACAGUUUUGUGAAGAACAACCUUUCAAGUUGUUGCGAUCCACCCACCAGGGUUACGAAUGUGGGUGAUUACAUGGGAAAUGUGUUCAAAGAACUAAAGAGCAAAUGCAGAAUUUUACUUUACUUGAGUGAAUUUCCAGUGGCUCGUCAGACGCUUGAGUACGCACACAAUCAGAAUAUGACACAAGGCGACUACGCAUUCGUCAUGCUACAACUUGACCUAAAUCAAUUCAAGCGCAACAUGGACAGUCCAGGACAAAUAUAUCUGAUUUUGGAUUUGGACAAGAAUAAAACAUGCGACUAUUAUGAAGCCCUAGAGUCGGUGGUGUUGGUAGAAGUUGAGAGUGAAUUACCAGAUGAGCAGAAGUCGUAUAAAGCCUUUGAAAAGCAAGUCAAGGAAAAAUAUGACAGUUUCAAGACUAACUUAACAGCGAGCCUCACGGAAGAAGAGAAAACAAACCCGCUGUCAUUUCACGCCUAUUAUUUGUAUGACGCUGUUUAUCAAUAUGCCAAGGCGUUAAACAAAACUUUGGCAAGAGGUGACGAUUUAACGGGAAAAAAUAUCAUGCGCAACCUAAUGAACUCUACUUACAAGAGCAAGUUAGGCCCCAGUGUGUUUAUUAACGAGAAUGGGUCAGCCGAUGUUGUAAAUCUCCGCAUUGUGGAUAUUCGCUGGAACAAAUCUGUUGCACCUACAAAGGACUGCCUCUAUAACAAUAGUGGCCCCAUUGCAAAGGAAUUAGGACGUAUAAAUUUUUCUGAAGAAGACACUGGUAUCGUAGUGAGGACGGAAGAAUUUCAGUGGCCAAAUGGUAAAGGAAUACCUCUGUCAAAACCAAAGUGUGGGUUUGAUGGUCUGGAAUGUGUUACCUCCACACUUUCCACAGCACAAUAUGAUCGUCAGGAUAAAGGAAAUGCUGCUGUCAUUGCAGGAGUUUCAGCGUUUGCAGCUAUCACUUGUAUCAUACUCCUCGUCAACGUCAUUAGACAAUACAUGUUAAAAAAAGAGGGGGACAGUUUGUUGUGGAAAAUGAAUUACAAAGACAUUCGUUGGGUGCAGACGUCUUCCAGCGUUAGUUCUGACAUGGCUGAAGAAGAAGAGUCCCUCUCCAUGUCACGUAGGACAAGCAACCAAUUUACUUUUACAAACUUUGGAUUUUAUAAGGAAAAUAGAGUGACGGUGAAGCAGAUUGGAACCAAGACAAUUGAUUUAACAAAAUCUAUCCUGUUAGAACUGAAACAGAUGCGCGACUUUCGUCAUGAAAAUUUCGUCCAGUUUUAUGGAGCCACAGUGGAUUCCCCUUACAUCUGCAUCGUUUCUGCCUUCUUUCCUAGAACCCUCAAGGAGUUUCUCGCUUGUUCAGACGUAAAGCUGGAUAAAACUUUCAUUUCGUCUUUAGUCACAGACAUUGUUAAGGGUAUGGCUUAUCUUCAUUCGUCAGAUCUCAAAUACCAUGGUAGCCUAAAAUCUUCCAACUGCUUGAUAGACAGUCGGUGGACGCUGAAAAUUUCUGAUUAUGGCCUCACCAUGUUGAGAUCAAAGUGCAAUUUGAGUGCAAAGACGGGCAGCGAAGAUUUGCUUUGGACAGCGCCGGAGCUACUCCGGAAACAUUUCAGUUUUCCUAACAGUGCUUCUCGUAAGAAAGACCGAAGUUAUGUUAAUAUUCAGAAGGCCGAUGUGUACAGCUUUGCUAUCAUUCUUCAAGAGUUUCACACCAGGAAAGGACCAUUUAGCAAUAACAGGAACCUCUGCGUAAAAGAAAUUUUAGGGAGAAUCACAGAACCCGAGGUUCCUAUAUUUCGCCCUACUGUGCAUAAUUUUAUUGAGGAAAUGGAAGAACUUAGAGAUCUGAUGAAAAACUGUUGGGAAGAAGACCCAGAUAGCAGACCAGACUUCACCGAGAUCAAGAAAAGAAUAAAUAGGAUUCUAGUCGCUAAAGGAAUAAAAACUAACAUUUUCGACAGCAUGAUUUAUAUGAUGGAGAACUAUGCCAACAAUCUUGAGGAUAUUGUUUCUGAAAGAACAAGUCAACUCAUAGAGGCAAAGAUAGAAACAGAAGAUCUUCUUUACAAAAUAUUUCCAAGACCAGUAGCAGAACAACUCAUCAAAGGAAAACAAGUCGAGGCAGAAAACUUUGACGAAGUGUCCAUCUAUUUUAGUGACAUCGUGGGAUUUACAGAACUUUCUUCUGAGAGUUCACCAAUGCAGGUUGUUACUCUUCUCAAUGAUCUUUACACAUUGUUUGAUGACAUCAUAAGCGAGUACCGUGUUUAUAAGGUUGAGACCAUUGGUGAUGCUUAUAUGGUGGUUUCCGGUCUUCCGAUAAAAAAUGGGCACGAUCAUGCAGGUGAAAUAUCCCGGAUGGCUUUGCACUUGUUGGACUCUGUCAAGGAAGAUUUUAUCGUCCGUCAUAAGCCUGGUUACAAACUACAGCUUCGCAUUGGUAUUCACAGUGGUCCAGUUGUUGCUGGAGUGGUUGGGAGCACUAUGCCUCGUUACUGUCUCUUUGGCGACACGGUGAACACUGCAUCCAGAAUGGAGUCCAACGGAGAAGCCGGAAUGAUACAUAUCAGCGAGGCAACAAAGAACGUUCUUGAAAAACUUGGAGGGUUUACAAUCAGACAGAGAGGAGAAGUGCACUUAAAGGGAAAGGGACAGGUCACGACAUACUGGUUGAUGGAACAUAAGCAUCGAAGGCAGCCAACCUCUCCAAAAAGACUGCGUCCAAAGAGACAUUUAUUCAAUAGCACUAGCGAAGGCGAAGGGUUGAAACCUUGCUUUAUCACGCGCUCUUCGUCGUUACGAAGGUCACUCAAAGCUGCGUCGGAAAACCCAAUGACAAAAAUUCCCAUUCAGGUUGUUGACAACGGUAACAAACGGGAGAAAAGGAAAGAAAGUACGCACUCUAUAACAAGUGUCUGACGAUUCUAGGAAGGAUUUCGUGUGUCUGGACAAGUGAUCAGUGUUACGCUUUUUUCGAGUCAGAAAUUGUUGGUAACCUGCCAGAUAGAGGAUGAAUUUUUUUUUAUGUAUUUACGGUGCAUACCCAGUUCAUUCAGGUGGCUCGGGCAUGUGGCUUGGAUGAGGGUGAGAUAAGCUUCCCCAAUUGAAAUACGCCGUUGAGAAUUGUUGGUUUUGCACUAAAAUAAUUUACGUGAUACGGCUAUCAAGACAAGUAAUGAUGAUCUGAUGGUUUCUGAGGAUACCGAUUUUUCUCAACGGCAACAAACUCUUCAAAAAAAGACAGUAGAGGCUUUCCUCUGCGCUUACAAAGUCCAUAACAAGGCAAACACAUGUAGUUUGGGAAACUACUUUGACUGAGUUUAAACUUGUCUUAAAGUCUUCUUCAAUGCCUGUGAAGCUGGUCACUCCUCCCUUUGCUAGAAAAGAUUGCGUGACAAACCGAGAGUCGAAAGAGCAACCAACGCCCUCCAACUCCACAGCGAGAUGAACUGUGCAUGUACCACUGGCUUAUCAGUCAAUGAACACAGAGAGGCCAACUGCUCUUUUUUCUCUUGAGCAAAAUUUCUGCACGUAUUAAACUUGUUCCUCUUAGAUUUGGGCAUCUCUGGAACGCUCCUGUGUUUCCAUUUUCCCAUAAAAUUAUUACGUUCUCUAAAACUAAUCAAAUAAAAAGAGUUUUAUAUUCACUUAGAUUCACUCCGAUAUACUUUACACAGAAAUUGACACAACCUAAAAUUUUUCAGGUCUUCGCUCCUUCCCUUCGAGGGACAAGUUUACCAGCUCUUUAUUCCUGAUAUCUUAUAUAAUUACAAUAUCUACAUUGUUUCUUUGGUGUAAAAUCUCUGAUUAAAAAAAGAACUGACCAAUGUAUUUAUCUAUUUACGGUAAAUCUUUACGAUUAUUUCAUUACUUUAGUUUUUGAUGGUGUAAAGAAUAGAGGGAACUGUAAAUUGAAUCGAAACAUGAGUAUGAAACACUUGGGAUGUAGCUAAAAAAGGUACGUAGCAGCGACGAAAUGUGAAUCGGGGCGACAACGGAAGUACAACGUGGUUUUUCUUUUUCUUCUCUGUGGCAAAACUGUUUAGUGCGAACUGGCUGAAACACACGAAUUCUAUCUCGUUACCAGUGCCUUCGGGCUUACAUGAAAUAGCAAGCGCAUGCGUCAACUUAGGUUUCGAGGGACUGAAUAUGGCUGUUAAACAGAAAGUGGGGUUUUAAACGCGGUAGAAAUUAUAGUUGUCAACCCUCAGCACGGAUGUAACCCGGUGAAUCUCAAUCAAACUUUACCCUACAGGUAAGUCUCGUCUAAUUUUUCGGUUUUACCGCAUCAAUGUUCUGUAGCUUAAAUUGACUACGUUAGAAUUGAAUUAGAUUUCAGUGGAAGGUCUUAGAGUCUUUGUUUUGUAAAAAGACCGUCCAUGUACAGAAUAUACAAAUUCACGACAUUAUAAUUAAAAUUUUCGUGACAAAUUUUGUUUAAAGAAAGUCUUGCUUGAAAGUGCUCCUUUUACAGAAAAAAAUAUAUAAAACUU